AUGCUCGAAGAAAAAUUGACCUCUCCGACCCAUAGCGAAUACAUCAGCUCGACUUCUACUUCCACCCGCUCCAAAUAUGCGUCCCGCGAUUUCUCCGGAAGCGUGUUCAUCAUCUCUUCCGAUGGGUGCAUGCUCAAGCUCCCCAUUCCGACGAGCUCGUCUCGGGAUCCUCUGAAUUGGAGUAAGAUGAAGCGUGCUCGUGCCCUUUUUGCCAUCUUUUUCUUUUCCAUCACGGGGCUGGUGGUGGUACAAGGUCCAGGUCUUAUGUUCGCUCCUUUGUUAGAGGAGUUUUCUGAUGAGGGCCUGCUUAUGGCUAUUGACCUGACCUUCAUCCACCAACGGCCCCAAAUAAUUGCCAUGUUGUGGUGCCUUAUAGGCUUCGUCGGCGGUUGCAUAUAUUCACUUGUCCCUCAAAUAACCAACACCAGCACUAGUUGGAGAUCCUUCUACCUCCUCUGGAUUUUCCCCUCUGCAAUAUCUGUCACACUGGCUUUUUUCUUAUUUCCAGAAACAUACUUCAUUCGACCAGCUGUUGCAUUUGACGGACGUAUACUCGCCCAAAGCGCAACCGAGAAAGUCCAAAUCUAUCAGGACUGGGAAGAGGUGCCUGGAGGGAAAUCACUUCCUGAUAUUCCGUACUCAUCCCCCUGGGUCAGAGACCUCCAGUUCUGGGGGACAACUCGAGGGGGCUGGAAAGCUAUGUGGGCAUGCUAUCCUCAGAUUCUCGGAUGUUUCGUCAAUCCGUUGAUUUUCUGGGUUGCGCUUCUCAACGCCAUUGUCUUCGGUAGCAUGUUGUCAAUUGGAGAGACGUAUAAUUUCGCCUUGACAGGUCCUCCCUACUUCCUCGAUAUCCGCUACACCGCACUCGUCAAUGCCGCUGGCGCCAUCGGGUCUCUCAUUGCGUGGCCAGUAUCAGGGAAAAUGAUUGCAUGGGUCUCCCGCCGUCUUGCAAUGAGCAACGCAGGUGUACGAGACGCAGAACAUUACCUUCCAGCAUUCAUCCUGCCCAUCAUCGCGGGCACUACCAGCGUGAUCAUCUACGGUCUUGCUGUCCAGCACAAAUGGCACUUCAUGUUCAUCUAUGUCUCAUACGGACUCAAUACCUUCACAUUCUCCAGCUUAGCAACCGCGAAUACGCUCUGGGUCACUGAAGCUUUUCCUCGAUGGGCAGCACCGGCAUUGGUCGUCCUUAGUGGUGUGAGCUACAUGGCGAGUUUUGGGAUCAGCUUUUCGAUCCAACCUUGGGUGGCAUCGCAGGGGAUCGCCAAUACAAAUAUCGAGAUUGGUUCAAUGAUUGCUGUCGUUGGGCUCGUGCUCAUUCCUAUUGCAUUUUGGGGGAAGAAAUUGAGGCAACAUAUUCAUGAGAGGUGGGGGACGAGUGAAAUGGGGGCUCUGCGUCCGCAAUAAUUUCAAUCCUAGCUUCUCAAAAU
Molecule: messenger RNA, 1430 nt
Organism: Hyaloscypha bicolor E
Lineage: Eukaryota; Fungi; Ascomycota; Leotiomycetes; Helotiales; Hyaloscyphaceae
Exons: 2
Coding region: 1-1407 (468 amino acids)
Biological process (GO): transmembrane transport
Molecular function (GO): transmembrane transporter activity
Source: RefSeq, a predicted model, not a curated record